Messenger RNA from Amaranthus tricolor (Joseph's coat), 3210 nucleotides. Its product is annotated as receptor-like protein 52. Gene Ontology annotation, cellular component: plasma membrane. The transcript has 4 exons. Gene Ontology annotation, biological process: hormone-mediated signaling pathway. The record is from RefSeq and is a predicted model, not a curated record. Lineage: Eukaryota; Viridiplantae; Streptophyta; Magnoliopsida; Caryophyllales; Amaranthaceae. Gene Ontology annotation, molecular function: protein binding. Bases 1 to 2877 code for a protein of 958 amino acids.
AUGUAUCUCAAUUCCAGUAUUCUACCCAUCAAAGUAAAAGAAACAAAAAAUAACAAAAUGCGAAUUCUUGUUUUCUUCUUGUUUAUUCACUCUCUGAAUAUUAGCUUCAUCAAUGGCGGAAUAUUAUCAGAACAAGAAGCAUUAUUAGCUAUUAAAUCUGCCAUUAAAGAUGAUCCUCAUAAAAGUCUAUCAUCUUGGAAAAACACUACUCACCAUUGCAAUUGGUCGUUCGUCACUUGCUCUUCGUCUUCUCACUCUCCCACUGUCAUUUCCCUAGACUUCUCCAACUUAAAACUCAAUGGUACUCUCUCUCCUCAAAUCGGUUUUCUUACAAACCUGCAAAACCUAUCUCUCCUUUUUAACGAUUUUUAUGGGCAUGUCCCGUCUUCUCUUCCUCUCCUUACAAAACUCCAAUAUCUCGACCUACAAUUUAACCAAUUUAGUGGCCGACUCCAUUUAUUUGUUAAUAUGUUGGAGCUUCGGUGCCUUUACCUUGGUGGGAACCACUUUUUUGGUUCAAUAUCGCCAGAGUUUAGUAAACUUCAAAAGCUUCAAGUUUUGGAUCUUUCUAGCAACAUUCUUUGGGGAUUACUUCCUUAUGAAUUAGGAUUCUUAAAGAGGUUGAAAACUUUAGAUUUAUCAAAUAACCUUUUACAAGAUUCCAAAUUCUUUUUCUCUUCUUACAAGUUUGAUUUAUUUAGCUUUAUCAGUACAAAUUUGAUUCAUUUGGAUUUAUCAAAUAAUCAAUUACCUGGUGAGAUACCAAAUUCUUUUUCUCUUCUUACAAAUUUGAUUCAUUUGGAUUUAUCAGACAAUCAAUUACAUGGUGAGAUACCAAAUUCUUUUUCUCUUCUUAUAAAUUUGAUUCAUUUGGAUUUAUCAAAUAAUCAAUUACAUGGUGAGAUACCAAAUUCUUUUUCUCUUCUUACAAAUUUGAUUCAUUUGGAUUUAUCAGAUAAUCAAUUACAUGGUGAGAUACCAAAUUCUUUUUCUCUUCUUACAAAUUUGAUUCAUUUGGAUUUAUCAAUUAAUCAAUUACAUGGUGAGAUACCAAAUUCUUUUUCUCUUCUUACAAAUUUAAUUCAUUUGGAUUUAGCUUUUAAUCAAUUACAUGGUGAGAUACCAAAUUCUUUUUCUCUUCUUACAAAUUUGAUUUAUUUGGAUUUAGCUUCUAAUCAAUUACAUGGUGAGAUACCAAAUUCUUUUUCUCUUCUUACAAAUUUGAUUUAUUUGGAUUUAUCAAAUAAUCCAUUACCUGGUGAGAUACCAAAAUUUUUUUCUCUUCUUACAAAUUUGAUUCAUUUGGAUUUAUCAAAUAAUCAAUUACAUGGUGAGAUACCAACUUGUUUUUCUCUUCUUAUAAACUUGACGUACUUAAUUCUUUGUCAAAACAACUUACAAGGUUUCAUACCAGAGUUUAUUGGAUAUUUAUCUAAGUUAGAAGAACUUCAUAUUUGGGGAAAUAACUUUACAGGAAGUAUUCCAGAUAAGUUGGGGACGAAUGGGUUAUUGAGUUACCUAGAUGUUUCUUCAAAUAAGCUUAGUGGUCCAAUCCCUGAGAGUUUAGGGAGUUGUAAGUUACUAUAUUUUCUAAAUUUGACAGAUAAUAAACUCACGGGCCAGUUACCUGUCAACAUUGGAAAGCUUACGUUUCUUAGUUAUUUUUCGGUUGCCAACAAUAACUUGAUUGGAAAAAUCACACCACAUAUUACAGGAUACAAUGUCACGAAUUUUAAAAACUCUUCUAUCUGCAACUUGGUUAAUCUUCAAAUCCUUGAUUUAUCUUAUAACAAGUUUAAUGGAGAAGUUCCUCAUUGCUUGGGCAAUACUAGUACUGAAUUAGUUGUAUUGAAUCUCCAAUCAAAUAAUUUCAAGGGCAUCAUUCCAUCAACAUUUUCUACUUGUGAUUCAUUGGAAUAUGUAGAUUUCACUGACAAUCAGUUAGAAGGAGCUAUACCUAGGUCUUUAUCUAAAUGUAGAAACCUGAAAGUCCUAUAUUUGAGGAACAACAAAUUCAAAGAUGUAUUCCCCUAUUGGUUAGGUAGCCUUCCAUCUUUAGAGGUUCUCAGCCUACCCUUUAAUAAAUUUCAUGGUGAUAUAACCAACAAUUUAUCAAAGAUUGCAACAUUUUCUUUUUCAAAUCUACAAAUUCUCGACCUUUCAAACAAUAAUUUCUGUGGUAAGUUGCCAUUCAUGUACAUCAAACAAUUUCGUUCCAUGAUGGAUAUCAACAUAUCUACUAUAGGAAGUCCAAGCUACUUAGAAAAUGAAUUUGGUAAUUAUAUGUACUCCAUCACGAUGAUAGUAAAGGGGAAGCAACUGGAUUAUAAGAAGAUAAUUACUUCUAUGUCAACAUUUGAUAUGUCUAAUAAUCACUUUGAAGGAGAGAUUCCAAAUUCUAUAGGGAUGUUGCGAGCACUUCGAAAUCUUAAUCUCUCGCAUAACCUCCUUACCGGAAACAUCCCUCCAUCCUUCGGGAACUUAUCAUCGUUGGAAGGUUUAGACCUAUCAUCAAAUAGGCUUUUCGGUGAAAUCCCUCAAGAACUUGUUAGUUUAACAUUUCUCGAGGAUUUUAAUGUUUCAUAUAAUCAACUGGAAGGGCCUAUACCCCAUGGUAACAAUUUUAAUACCUUCUCAUCUGAUUCAUACGAGGGAAAUCUUGAAUUGUGUGGAGCGCCAUUACUUGAAUGCAAAAACAAUAUUGUUGUGCAAACUUUGAACAAUGAUAAUGUGGAAGAAAAAACAAAAUUAUCGAUGUGGAAAGUUGUAGUGAUUGGAUUUGGAAGUGGUACAAUAGUUGGUUUGGCUUGGGGGUACUAUACAUUGUCAGUGGGGAAGCCUUUUUGGCUUUUUAAAUUGUUGAACAAGAUGGAAUGAGCUUUACUUGAUUUUCAUAACCACCAUUUCUGUAGAAGAAGUAGAACAAGAAGAACAAAGAACUAAAAGUGAUCAUCUAUCUGAGAAACAUUUCAUUUGUAGCAAGAAGUAGAGUAUGAUGGAAUGGGCCUUUUUGGGCUUUACUUGAAUUUGUAGCGGUUUUUUUUUCACUGUACUUUAUUUUGUUUUUCUCCAAUUUAAGUUAUAUCCUUGUUAUGAGAGGUAUAUAAGAGUAUUUAUGAUGACCAAAUGUAUAUUAGACUCGUAGAAAUGAAGCAUGGCCAAGUAAAAAAAAAAAUUGAUUAAAAUAAAAAAUGCACUAAUGUCCUAAAU